This is a messenger RNA of Hippopotamus amphibius kiboko, 6125 nucleotides long. It is a transcript of the gene ATP11C, whose product is annotated as ATPase phospholipid transporting 11C. The transcript is spliced from 31 exons. The record is from RefSeq and is a predicted model, not a curated record. Gene Ontology annotation, cellular component: endoplasmic reticulum; plasma membrane; trans-Golgi network. Gene Ontology annotation, molecular function: ATP hydrolysis activity; magnesium ion binding; ATPase-coupled intramembrane lipid carrier activity. Gene Ontology annotation, biological process: phospholipid translocation. NCBI's taxonomy places the organism in Eukaryota, Metazoa, Chordata, Mammalia, Artiodactyla, Hippopotamidae. Bases 182 to 3568 code for a protein of 1128 amino acids.
CGCGGGGCGGGCGGCGCGGCUGCAGCGGACCGAGAAGGGGCUGCGAGCGAAGCGGCGCGGCGGACGACUUAGGGCCGGGGCAGGGCAGGCGGUGGCUCCCGCCCGAGCCUGGGGAGUAGCGUCGGGCUGAGGCGAGACAGCCCACUAGAGCCCAGCUCGGCGCCCGGCAGCCUUCGACGCGAUGUUCCGCCGGAGCUUUAAUCGUUUUUGUGCUGGAGAAGAGAAACGAGUUGGUACACGCACAGUAUUUGUUGGCAAUCAUCCAAUUUCAGAAACAGAAGCAUACAUUUCACAAAAAUUUUGUGAUAAUAGAAUAGUCUCAUCUAAGUAUACACUUUGGAAUUUCCUCCCAAAGAACCUGUUUGAACAGUUUAGAAGAAUUGCAAAUUUUUAUUUUCUCAUCAUUUUUCUUGUACAGGUUACAGUAGAUACACCAACUAGCCCAGUUACCAGUGGACUUCCACUUUUCUUUGUUAUAACUGUUACAGCCAUCAAACAGGGAUAUGAGGAUUGGCUGAGGCACAGAGCUGACAAUGAAGUCAACAAGAGCACUGUUUACGUUAUUGAAAAUGGAAAGCGAGUGAGAAAAGAGAGUGAAAAAAUCAAGGUCGGUGAUGUAGUAGAAGUACAGGCAGAUGAAACCUUUCCCUGUGAUCUUAUUCUUCUAUCAUCCUGCACAAUUGAUGGCACCUGUUAUGUUACUACAGCAAGUCUUGAUGGGGAAUCCAAUUGCAAGACACAUUAUGCGGUACGUGACACCAUUGACCUGUGUACAGCCGAAUCCAUUGAUAGCCUCAGAGCAGCAAUUGAAUGUGAACAGCCUCAACCUGACCUCUACAAGUUUGUUGGCCGAAUCAAUAUCUAUAGUAAUAGUCUUGAACCUGUUGCCAGGUCUUUGGGACCUGAGAAUCUUUUGUUGAAAGGAGCUACACUAAAAAAUACCAAGAAGAUAUAUGGAGUUGCUGUUUACACUGGAAUGGAAACCAAAAUGGCAUUGAACUACCAAGGGAAAUCUCAGAAACGUUCUGCUGUUGAAAAAUCUAUCAAUGCCUUUCUGAUUGUGUAUUUAUUUAUCUUACUGGGCAAAGCUGCAAUAUGCACUACUCUAAAGUAUGUUUGGCAAAGUACCCCAUAUAACGAUGAACCUUGGUAUAACCAGAAGACCCAGAAAGAGCGGGAGACUUUGAAGGUUUUGAAAAUGUUCACCGACUUCCUGUCAUUUAUGGUUCUAUUCAACUUUAUCAUUCCUGUCUCCAUGUAUGUCACAGUAGAAAUGCAAAAAUUCUUGGGCUCCUUCUUCAUUUCAUGGGAUAAGGACUUUUAUGAUGAAGAAAUUAAUGAAGGAGCCCUGGUUAACACAUCAGACCUUAAUGAAGAACUUGGUCAGGUGGAUUAUGUAUUUACUGAUAAGACUGGAACACUUACUGAAAACAGCAUGGAAUUCAUUGAAUGCUGCAUAGAUGGGCAUAAAUAUAAAGGUGGAACUCAGGAGGCUGAUGGACUCUCUCAAACUGAUGGACCCUUAACAUAUUUUGACAGAGCAGAUAAGAAUCGAGAAGAGCUCUUUCUGCGUGCCUUGUGUUUAUGUCAUACUGUAGAAAUUAAAACAAAUGAUGCUGUUGAUGGAGUUACAGAAUCAGCUGAAUUAACCUAUAUGUCCUCUUCGCCAGAUGAAAUAGCUUUGGUCAAAGGAGCUAAAAAGUAUGGGUUCACAUUUGUAGGAAUGCAGAAUGGCCUUAUGACAGUAGAGAACCAAAGAAAAGAAGUAGAAGAGUAUGAACUUCUUCACACCUUAAACUUCGAUGCUGUCCGCCGUCGUAUGAGUGUAAUUGUGAAGACUCAAUCAGGAGACAUACUUCUCUUUUGUAAAGGAGCCGACUCAGCAGUUUUCCCCAGGGUGCAAAAUCAUGAAAUUGAGUUAACUAAAGUUCAUGUGGAACGUAAUGCAAUGGAGGGGUAUCGGACACUUUGUGUAGCCUUCAAAGAAAUUGCUCCAGAUGAUUAUGAAAGAAUUAACAGACAGCUCAUAGAGGCGAAAAUGGCCUUACAAGACAGAGAAGAAAAAAUGGAAAAGGUUUUUGAUGAGAUUGAGACAAACAUGAAUUUAAUUGGAGCCACUGCCGUGGAAGACAAGCUACAAGACCAAGCCGCUGAGACCAUUGAAGCCCUGCACGCAGCAGGUCUGAAAGUCUGGGUGCUUACUGGGGACAAGAUGGAGACAGCCAAAUCUACCUGCUAUGCCUGCCGCCUUUUCCAAACCAGCACUGAGCUUUUGGAACUGACCACCAAAAGCAUCGAAGAAAGCGAACGGAAAGAUCGAUUACAUGAGUUGUUGAUUGAAUAUCGUAAGAAGUUGCUGCAUGAAUUUCCUAAAAGUACUAGAAGCCUUAAAAAAGCAUGGACAGAACAUCAGGAAUACGGAUUAAUCAUUGAUGGUUCCACAUUGUCUCUCAUAUUAAAUUCUAGUCAAGACUCUGGUUCUAACAAUUACAAAAGCAUUUUCCUACAAAUUUGCAUGAAGUGCACUGCAGUGCUCUGCUGUCGGAUGGCACCGUUACAGAAAGCCCAGAUUGUGAGAAUGGUGAAGAAUUUAAAAGGCAGCCCAAUAACACUGUCGAUAGGCGACGGUGCCAAUGAUGUUAGUAUGAUCUUGGAAUCCCAUGUGGGCAUAGGCAUCAAAGGCAAAGAAGGUCGCCAAGCAGCCAGGAAUAGCGAUUAUGCUGUCCCAAAGUUUAAACAUUUAAAGAAACUGCUGUUGGCUCAUGGACAUCUAUAUUAUGUGAGAAUAGCACACCUUGUACAGUAUUUCUUCUAUAAGAACCUUUGUUUCAUUUUGCCACAAUUUUUGUACCAGUUCUUCUGUGGAUUCUCACAACAGCCGCUGUAUGAUGCCGCUUACCUUACGAUGUACAAUAUCUGCUUCACGUCGUUGCCCAUCCUGGCCUACAGUCUUCUGGAACAGCACAUCAACAUUGACACUCUGACCUCAGAUCCCCGGUUGUAUAUGAAAAUUUCUGGAAAUGCCAUGCUACAGUUGGGCCCCUUCUUAUAUUGGACAUUUCUGGCUGCAUUUGAAGGAACAGUGUUCUUCUUUGGGACUUAUUUUCUUUUUCAGACUUCUUCCUUAGAAGAAAAUGCAAAGGUAUAUGGAAACUGGACUUUUGGAACCAUUGUCUUUACAGUCUUAGUAUUCACCGUAACUCUGAAGCUUGCCUUGGAUACUCGUUUCUGGACAUGGAUAAACCACUUUGUGAUUUGGGGUUCUUUAGCGUUUUAUGUAUUUUUCUCAUUCUUCUGGGGAGGAAUUAUAUGGCCAUUUCUCAAACAACAGAGAAUGUAUUUCGUAUUUGCUCAAAUGCUAUCUUCUGUGUCCACAUGGUUGGCCAUAGUUCUUCUAAUAUUUAUCAGCCUUUUCCCUGAGAUUCUCCUGAUUGUAUUAAAGAAUGUAAGAAGAAGAAGUGCCAGGAGAGAUCUGAGCUGUAAAAAGGCAUCUGACUCAUUAUCCACCAGACCUUCAGUCAGACCUCUUCUUUUACGAACAUUCUCAGACGAAUCUAAUAUAUUGUAACAGAAUCCGAAUCUUGAACUGCCUAUGUUAUUGUCCUACAAGCAUAUUGACAGUGGUUACAGCUAAAAGAGAAAGCAUGAAGAAACAACUACAAAAAGUUAUCAUCUCAGGAUACUUGAUAUGCAACAAACUAAACCACUAUCUUAUGUCUAAGGUUCAGAAUAAAUACUUGUCCACUAAAAUACCAAAUGACUCUCUUAAGCAUUUACAGUUAUUGUGAGUAGCCGUUAUGGCCAAAGCUCUAAGUUAUGAAUUAUAUGAAAGUUGAAAACAAGAACAAUUAGAAUUUCUGGCUUUAAAAUAACUACCAAAUGGGUGCUCUUUUAACCCAUAAAGUCUGAAUGGAUUUAAAUACAAUAGUAUAAGGUAGAAGUCAUGCAAUGGGAAUGAAUAGAUUUUGCUAAUACUACUUUUUUUGCCUGGCAGAAGAAAUAGGCUGUUUGGAUCACAUUUCUUGUUCCUGCUGAAUGAUAAUCUAAAUUAUUUUUUUCAACAUAUGAAAGGAAUACUUGAAAAUAUAAGAGGACUAAAUCAAUGCAUCAGAUAGUUAAUCCUUUCUGUUCACCCACGUGCUAAUUUUGUCUUGAUAGAAUAUCCUUGUCCAAAAAUACCUUGAAAUGUGGAAAGAAUGUUAACCCUGAGUAUUUUUGCACAAAUCAAAAGAAAUUAUUUAUUUUUGUUCUUCUGAAUUACACUUAAUGGGUGUAAGGCUGCUGGAUUUGAAAAGAAAGCAUUUCCAAUCAAUUAGCCCCUCAAAAUAGUUAAGAUAUAACAGAUUUUUCCAGUAUUAGUUUUACUGGGAUCUGAGGCAAGGUGAGCAAAACUGCAGUUACAUAAAAAUAAAGACCAUUCUGAACAUCAGUCUUUUAUAAUUUUUUUGUGGAGAGGAAGGAAGAAUAGCUUAAUUUCAAACUGUUAACGGUUUUUAUUUGAAAGAGGUUGCAUCUGUGCAUACGUGCAGCACUUUUUUUUUAAACUUGCCGAUUUGGGAAGGAGGAAGGGUGCAUAGCACGACUCUGAACAUGGAUGUUGUCUCUCUUAGCAGACUUGGCGAGGGUCUAACCCUAAACCACGAGACUCACCUUGGUAAAGUCCUUGACUUACUGGACUAGAGGGAGGUUUUAGCCUCCUAAGGAGUUCACUUAAAACAUAAAAAUAAAUGUGACGCGUCUUCAUUAAAUGUUAAACACACACUUUUUUUUGGAUAUAAGUGACUACAUUUGACUACUAGAUUGAAAUGGUCUUUUAAAAGGUAUUUUCUUACCAGUUUCCAUUUUUGGUUGUCUUUCUGGCAUGCCUGUACUAUUAUUAGUGUCUGUAUUGCACCUUGAUUUGGAAAAGUAUUGGAUUCAGUCUAUACCGAUGUUUUUAUAAAGUCCAUAUGGCACAUUUGAUUCUUCCAUUUAUAUUUUGUGUUAAUGUUUAGGUGUGAUUUUUUUCUUAAAUUCUAGAAGGGGCAUAAUUUCAGUUAUCAGAAACCAAUCCAUCAGUACUGACCCUUUUUCAUUAUUUCAUUUGUUCUCAUCUAUCAGUAUUAUUUCUGAGUAUUUUGUUAGGUGUCAUCACACCUUCCUAAGUGUGCUGUGGUCUAGUAGCCUAGUAUUUGAGGUAGUCUGCUGAAAACCAAGUCAAUAUAUUCUUUACCUAUUCCAAAGAGCUAAAAAAUCAGACCCAGGAAAGCUGUCAGUGUUUUGUUGUUGUUGUUGUUGUUCUUGUUUUUAUAGUUGUUACUGUAUUGUUAUUGUCGUUUUACAUGAGAAUUAUAGGGACUGUGAAUACAAAGAUCCCACCUUAACUAGAGAGGCUUGUUUAAUGCAGACCAUUGGAGAUUUGACAUAAUCAGAAUAUCUGGCGUUGUGGACAUAUAACGGGUGGCAUGAAAAAUUCCUUGCAGCCUGGAAGAAAGACAGGUAAGGGGGAUUUAGAGUCGUGUCUUAUAAGCUACACAUUACACUGCAGCUCAAAUUCACGAUGGCAGUGAUGUGCAAUAUCAUGGCCUAGAUCCUUGAGAGAGACCUGACUUUACUUUUUGAAAGAUUUUAUUAACGAACAAAAAAAUGGUUACCGUGGGGUUAGCAGAUGGAAUAACUUGCAGUAAGCCAUCCACUAUUCCUAUCACUACAAUCUAACCACCUUGUUCUGUGUCAGAGAAAGGGGUAAAAUGUAAUAACAGGAUCAUAUACCCAUCAUUUGAAUAAUUUUGAACUACAAAAUGUCCUUGUAGUUUUCACAACUGUUGUCCAUUGUUUGAGGAUGUUACCUACGAAACUGAAAACAUAAAUUCCAUAUCUACACAUUUACACCAGCAAGAGUAUAAAAUAUAAGCCUAAAUUUGCAAAAUCCAUAAUAAUUUAGUGAUGGAAUUUUUUAAGAACAUGCAGUAUAUAAAUGCAGAUUUUAUGCAAGUGUUGACAAAAUCAUUUUUCAGCUUGCAAAAUGGGAUUACAAUAUUACAUUUUUCACUUCAGCAAUUUUUUACAUCGUUGUUGCUUUCUAUAAUGAAUGUGAAUGCCAUCUUUUAUGAAUGCAACUUGCCUUUUUCAUUACAGAAAUUUUG